AUGAAAGACUCCUCCACAAUCACACGCCCACACCGAACCAAUCCGCUCGCCACUCAUCCAAUGCCCUUCAUCAAAGCGUGUAUCAAGUACAAUCGAAAAGAAGAAAGCAAAAAGUAUUUUGCAAAGGUGCAUGGAUAUCAAGAACUUGUGGCUGCUAAUAUGGCAAUGGGUGAGCUUUUACUUACUGAGUAUUUCGUUUCUGGGUGUAAUUUUGUGGCCGCAGCGAAAAUGGCGUUUGAUCGACGCGACCGGGAAACGUUACAGCUGGUGUUCAUGAAGUCACACUCGGACAAAGAUGCCUACGCUAAAGUGGGACAAUUGGUGAAGUCGUUCUAG
Molecule: messenger RNA, 336 nt
Organism: Cooperia oncophora
Lineage: Eukaryota; Metazoa; Nematoda; Chromadorea; Rhabditida; Trichostrongylidae
Source: the annotation of a GenBank genome assembly